AUGUCCACAGGCUCAGAGGGUUCAGAUAUUAACAAAAAGGCCUAUCAGGAGUCAUUCUCCGAUGGCCCGGUUGUCAUUGAGAAGGCUGAUGAGGUCGAAUCCGGUCGGCUAGGCGGCUUUUAUGGCAAUUUGAUGUCGAUGUUCCAUGGUGAAACUCGUGGUAUCGAGCGUGUUCCUGAGGAGGAAAAGACGCAAACCUCUAUUUAUACUGCGGGUACCAUGUGGCUUUCGGCAAAUAUGGUUAUCGCCACCUUCUCUCUUGGUGCUCUUUCGUAUUCUCUUUUCGGAUUGGACUUUGGUACUUCUGUGCUUGUCAUCUUUUUCUUCAGUGUUCUUGGUGCCUUGCCAGUUGCUUUCUUCUCUGUUUUCGGUGCCAAGUUCGGAUUGAGACAGAUGAUAUUGUCUCGUUUCCUUGUUGGUAAUGUUGGAAUGCGUAUUUUCGCCUUUAUUAAUGUUGUUGCAUGUGUCGGUUGGGGUGCCGUCAACAUUAUGAGUUCUGCCCAGCUUUUGCACAUUGUUAACAACGGUGCUCUUCCACCUUGGGCAGGUUGCCUUAUUUUGGUCGUCUGCACCAUUCUUGUCACCUUCUUUGGUUACAACGUCAUUCACACCUACGAAAAGUGGUCCUGGAUUCCAAACUUUGUUUGCUUUAUUGCCAUUAUCGCCAGACUUUCCAUUGCUCACGUUUUCAAGGCUGGUGUCCAGAACGAUGCCGGAGAGUGGGUGACCUGGGGAUCUGGAAGGACUUUCGCAGGUGACGUUUUGUCCUUUGGAGGUACCGUUUUCGGUUUUGCUGCUGGCUGGACCACUUAUGCUGCCGACUACACUACUUACAUGAGAAAGGACUCUUCAAGUGUUAAGAUCUUCAUGGGUGUUCUUAUUGGUUUGUGCUUCCCAUUGAUCUUCACGCUUACUUUGGGUGCCGCAGCUGUUACCGGAAUCAAGACUGAUGAGACAUACUCAAACUUGUACGAUGAGUAUUCGGUUGGUGGUCUUGUGUACGCAAUUUUGGUGGAGAAGUCACUUCAUGGCUUUGGUCAGUUCCUUUGUGUUCUCUUGGCUCUUUCUACCGUCUGCAACAACAUUCCAAAUAUGUACUCUAUUGCUCUUGGAGCACAGGCCCUUUGGUCUCCAUUCUCUAAAGUUCCUAGAGUUGUUUGGACUAUUCUUGGUAAUGCCGCCACUUUGGCCAUUUGCAUUCCUGCUUACUACAAGUUUGCAGCCGUUGUUGAUAACUUCAUGAACCUUAUUGGUUACUACUUGGCUAUUUAUGACGCUAUUUGCCUAACUGAGCACUUUGUCUUCAGAAAAGGCUUUUCUGGAUACAACAUCGAGGAUUACGCUGAUUUGAAGAAGGUCAACCCAGGUUGGGCCGGUGCAUUUGCCUUCUGCUGUGGUGCGGCUGGUGUUGUUGUUGGUAUGAACCAGACUUGGUACAUGGGUGUUUUGGCCCAGAAAAUUGGUGAUUACGGUGGAGAUAUUGGUUUCGAACUUGCUGCUGGCUUCACUUUCAUUGGAUAUAUGAUUGCAAGACCUUUGGAGAAAAAGCACUUUGGUCGCUAA
This is a messenger RNA of Brettanomyces bruxellensis, 1563 nucleotides long. RefSeq lists its product as uncharacterized. The record is from RefSeq and is a predicted model, not a curated record. Gene Ontology annotation, biological process: cytosine transport; transmembrane transport. Gene Ontology annotation, cellular component: fungal-type vacuole membrane; plasma membrane. Bases 1 to 1563 code for a protein of 520 amino acids. NCBI's taxonomy places the organism in Eukaryota, Fungi, Ascomycota, Pichiomycetes, Pichiales, Pichiaceae. Gene Ontology annotation, molecular function: nucleobase transmembrane transporter activity. The transcript has a single exon.